This is a messenger RNA of Radiomyces spectabilis, 1127 nucleotides long. RefSeq lists its product as uncharacterized. Gene Ontology annotation, cellular component: Cbf1-Met4-Met28 complex; nucleus. Gene Ontology annotation, molecular function: RNA polymerase II transcription regulatory region sequence-specific DNA binding; DNA-binding transcription activator activity, RNA polymerase II-specific. Lineage: Eukaryota; Fungi; Mucoromycota; Mucoromycetes; Mucorales; Radiomycetaceae. Bases 50 to 847 code for a protein of 265 amino acids. The transcript has 2 exons. Gene Ontology annotation, biological process: regulation of transcription by RNA polymerase II. The record is from RefSeq and is a predicted model, not a curated record.
UUUUUUCUUUUUUUUUUUUGUUUUCUGUGUCCAACUUUUUUGUCGACAAAUGUCCCAGCCGUACCAAAAUUUCAUAUCCCCAUUGGACUCGCUCAUCUUUGAUGUAGCAGUGGAUCCCUUCCAGACUGAACAGGAAGCAGCAGAAGAUCUGGCCUUAUGGACCAAUGCUCAAUUCACCUUUGAUGUUAAACCCGGUGUUGGCAUUUACGACGAAGAUAAACCCUGCAAUAGCAGUACUGCUCCUUCUUCCAGCUCGACUCCCUUCGUUCCAUCAGCAAACCAAUUCGAUAACGACUUGGAACCCAUUACCUACGAAAAACUCGUAAACUAUCUCGAUUAUGAACUUCCCCAACAACAACAACAGAAGCACCAACAACGGCAGCAACAGCAGCAAACACCACGACCACAAAUACCUUUUGUAGAGUCAGCGCCUGUUCGUCCUCUUGCUCCUUCGCUGAGUCAGCCAACUGGUUCCCGCCAAUUGCUGCCCAAACCUCCUGUGCUUGAUGCCUCUCAGUUGGCCUCAUUGCUGACUCAGCCGACCGCAGUCACACCUCAACGCAAGAAAUCCACACAGACCGCAUCGAAACGAUCACGUCCCACCGAAGAAAAAGACGACGAAUCUGUUGCUGCUGAGGAAGAUAAGCGUCGUCGCAACACAGCAGCCAGCGCUCGGUUCCGUGUAAAGAAGAAGAUGCGCGAGCAAGCUAUGGAGCAAACUGUCCGUGAUAUGACAAGCAAAGCAGAAGCGUUGCAAAACCGUGUUAACGAGCUGGAGCUCGAGGUCAAGUGGUUACGCAAUCUUUUAACAGAAAAAGAAACUCCUGCAGCACAUUCAUCGUCUUAAAAAAACGCUUUCCCUUUGCCCAUGCCAUGCUUUUACCUAUCCUCUGUCAUCUUUUUUACUUUUGCCUAUGUACAAUAUUCCUUUUUUUCAAGCCUUUUUUUAUUAUUAGCUUGUUCUUUCUUUUUUAUCCAAUGACGAUGAUGAAUGAAUUGUUUAUCCUGAAGCGUUAUAUUUUUUUUUUACUUGAUAUGACAAAAUAAAAACCGCCACUGUGAUUUGUCUACUCGAUAGGUCGACUUCACAUGUCACACACACAAGGCAAUUCAAAAGAGGCAACGAG